This is a messenger RNA of Penicillium lagena, 1470 nucleotides long. RefSeq lists its product as uncharacterized. Gene Ontology annotation, cellular component: membrane. The coding region runs from base 1 to 1470 and encodes 489 amino acids. Lineage: Eukaryota; Fungi; Ascomycota; Eurotiomycetes; Eurotiales; Aspergillaceae. Gene Ontology annotation, molecular function: transmembrane transporter activity. The transcript has 10 exons. Gene Ontology annotation, biological process: transmembrane transport. The record is from RefSeq and is a predicted model, not a curated record.
AUGGAGCGCAAAUCCAGAACAGUGGAGCUGGAGGAAGCCAAGCAGGCGCCAGUGCCGCUGGAGCGAUUCGGUGAUGUCGCGCACCAGGAAAAGCUGACGCGACGGCUUCUGAUGAAGCUCGACUUCAGAAUCCUUCCGAUACUGGCUCUCCUUUUUCUGUGCUCUUUUCUCGAUCGCACGAAUGUGGGAAACGCCAAGAUUAUCGGGCUGGAGGACGAUAUCCAUAUCUCGGACCACGAAUAUGAUAUUGGUUUGACGGUGUACUACCUGUUCUAUAUUUGCAGUGAGGUGCCGAGCAAUCUCGUGCUCAAGAAGGCUUCGCCUAAGAUCUGGCUUCCAUUCCUGACAGUCGCGUGGGGUAUCAUUACGAUGUGCCUGGGGUUUGUGCGGAAUUAUGGCGGGUUCGUGGCGGUGCGGGCUAUGUUGGGUAUUGCGGAGGGUGGCCUGCUUCCCGGCAUAGUGUUAUAUUUGUCUGCCUUCUAUAAACGGAGCGAUCUCGCACUACGCAUUGGUCUGUUUUAUAUAGCAGCCUCGCUGUCCGGUGCCUUUGGGGGGCUUCUUGCGCGCGGGCUGGCUGCGAUUGCCCCUAGAGGCUUGGCGGAGGGUUGGAGAUGGAUCUUCAUCAUAGAAGGACUCUUGACUGUUGUGUGUGGCGUGUUGAGCUACAUCCUCCUUCCCAAUUCCUUGGAGACAUCCUCUUUCUUGACGGCUGAAGAGCGUGAGUUUGGUCGGGAGAGGUUAUCGAUGGAUAGUCCUCGAACUCCGGAUGGGGUCCUGGUCGCCGAGCAAGAAGCUUUCAAGUGGUCCGAAGUGCGGCGUGGCUGCUUAGAGCCGCAAGUGUGGCUCUCUGCGUCGGCGUAUUUUGCUGUUUUGUCCGGACUUUACUCAUUUGGCCUGUUUCUACCGACCAUAAUCGAAAAUCUCGGGUUUGCUGGGAACGCCAAUGACGUCCAAUUGUGGUCUGUGAUUCCGUACGCCGUGGCAUCUGUCCUCACAGUUGUCGUCGCAAUUGUCUCGGAUCGACUUCGCCUCCGAGGAAUCGUCAUGCUUUUCACGCUCCCAAUCGCCAUUAUCGGUUAUGCCGUUAUUGCCAAUAUUGACUCACCUCUCGUUCAGUAUGGAAUGACUUUUCUCAUGGCCACGGGGAUGUACGCCAGCGUGCCCUGCAUUCUGGUCUGGAUGGCAAACAACUCCGCGGGCCACUACAAGCGGGCUACCACAUCGGCGCUGCAGCUGGCGAUUGCGAACUGCGGCGGGUUUGUUGCGACAUUCAACUAUCCAACUAAAGACGCCCCACUAUUCCACAGGGGCCAUACGAUUAUUCUGGGACUGUUGGUAUUUGCUUGGUUCAUGAUUUUAUUCAACGUGCUCUACUGUAUGAAGGUCAACCGUGACAAGAAGAACGGGAAGUAUGAUCAAUAUGCAGGGUAUAACGAUGAUCGCAACCCAGAGUUCAUCAUGGUCCUAUAA